This is a messenger RNA of Oncorhynchus masou masou (cherry salmon), 2306 nucleotides long. RefSeq names its product cell division cycle-associated protein 4-like. Gene Ontology annotation, cellular component: nucleus. Gene Ontology annotation, molecular function: transcription regulator activity. The transcript has 4 exons. Bases 269 to 1171 code for a protein of 300 amino acids. Lineage: Eukaryota; Metazoa; Chordata; Actinopteri; Salmoniformes; Salmonidae. The record is from RefSeq and is a predicted model, not a curated record.
GGUGUGGCGUCUCCUGUUUCUUCAGUGUGGCUUUUGUUAAUGUUUCCCCCAUUUCAACAGACGGGCUGUCGAUCAAGACCUAUGUGUCCGCUCACGACAAGCAGCAGUGCUUCGACUGCAAUCUGUGUCGGUGGAAGCUACGCCUUUAAUUUGUUUAUUCACGAAGAUCACAUGAACCCUCGGCUAAAAAAACUGAUUUUGUAAAGUUUAGUCACGCUGCAGAGGACGUGUCGGCUUGCAUUCUGGUCAAUGUCUCUACAGUGCUGGGAUGACGCUCUUGUGUCAGGCUCCCGCAGCUCUGGUUGGCUGGCCGCCGUGGCUGGAGACAAGUGUCCAACGCUCGUCUCAGUUGUGGAUGGCCAACAUGUACUCCAAGGGCACCAAACGCAAGUUCUUUGACAGUGUGGACGCAGCGAUGGACAACAAGGCGGCGUUGUACAGCCGGCAGCGCCAGUCCCUGCUGGACAUGUCUCUGAUCAAGCUGCAGCUGUGCCACAUGCUGGUGGAGCCCAACAUGUGCCGCUCGGUCCUCAUUGCCAACACGGUGCGCCAUAUCCAGGAGGAAAUGACCCAUGAUGGGAGCUGGCAGUUGGUCACUGAGGCUUUCGGCGGCUCUGGCCCAUCUGACCACCUGGUGGCCACCGAGGUUUUGUGUCUGUCAUCGGCGCUGGAGCAGCAGGGCGGUGGGCCCAAGCUCUACUCGGUGAUGGGCUACGAUGGUUGCCGCGAGGAAGAAGUGGUAACGGACGAGGCUCUCUGUUCUGUGACAUUUAGCGACGGGGCCCCGGCCCUCUUGGGGACCAUCGACCACUGCUGGGACAGGGCAGAACUGAGAAUGGCGGCGGUAGAGGACCGGGUCAUCAAAGACUCCGGUUCAGAGGUCGAGUCUGGGCAGGGGGCUAAAACAGUGAUGGGGCAGGUGUUUGGGACGUUCGAGAUCAAAAAUGGCACCCCUGGGUCAGACCCGGCACUAGAGGAGCUGUUCUCAGCCGUUGAUGCCUCUUAUUAUGACUUGGACACCAUGCUCACAAGCAUUCAGAGCACCCCCAAGAUGGGGCCUUACAACCUUCUGGACAGCAUGGCCUCCUCCCAUGGCCCCACGUCCAACUCCAGCUGUAGAACCGAUCUCUGUGAACUUGACCACAUUAUGGAGAUCAUUGUCGGCUCAUAGCUUAUAGACUUAAAACUUGACUGUUUGGUUAAACUUGUGCCUCUGACUUUUUGUCUUGUAUGUGUGAACAUACAGUAUCUACAUACCUUCAUCUGUAUGGAAACUGAGUGAUAUCCGUCUCCAUGCAAUGCCAUUUUUUUUUUUAUCUGAGAGGUUAACAGUUUCUCAAGUUCACCAUACUUAUUUAUUAUGUUUACUUUGUAUUUCAAUAUGUACUCUUUUUGGUUUAAAUUAUUGUCCCUAUUACACUACAUGAAUUCAGAGCAGCACAACAUUUACAUUAAUAAUCUUUUUUAAAGUAUAUAUGUUUUACUAUAGACAGUCUGGGAAUUGUUCUCGGCUGUCUUUUUAUUUUUUACAUUUGUAAGCAAGAACGAUUGCACAAAAGGCUCAAUGUGUGAUUAGGGACUAAUUUACCUUGUCUUUCACAGGUUUAUCUUUGGUUGUGUCUUUGAGCAACAAGAGCAAAUAGGCAUUGUUGAAAACGUGAAUUAUGUUCAGUAUGCUCACAAUGUGAUCUUGGUCUGGUUUGGUGCUAUAUGUACAGUAUUCCUAAUGAACACAUGGCCUUCUUGAGCCAGACAGUUCAAUCUUGCACUGCGGCUAGCUGUCACCUAGCAUGUGGUGCCAUUUGUUUGCUAUUAAAGUUACAUAUGUUCUUAUAUUGUCUCCUUACAAGUGAAUAAUUAUAAUGGGUAUAUGUCUAAUUUUCUGUGAUUACUUAUUUAUUUAUUCAUUUCAAUCAUAUGGUGAUGUUCAACCUUGGCAAUACUAACGAUUGCAGAAGCUUUUCACCUUUCAAACAUUAAUUUGUAUUUGGUUUCUUGACUUUCUUUGCAUACAUUUAGUGAAGUAAUGUCCUUAUUCAAACCAAUCUGAGAACGUGCAAAGAAUUGUGCUUUUCAGCUGACCUAUUCCAACAGUGGUUCAUUUUUACCACGUUCAAAGCCUGCACUCGACCACAAGAUGAUAUUGUGACAACUGAUUUCUGAUUAAACAGCCAUGAGGUGGGAGAUACCACGUUUUUUUUAUGAUGAAGUUGACAUGCAUGACAAUGAGCUUGAGAAGAUAAUGCUUUUUAUGAGUAAACGAGCAGUUUAUACCAUUUUUAAUAAAGGUUCCAAAAUCAUAUGAA